AUGGCCGACUCAAAGCAAGGAGGCAACCUCUACGACAUGGCCAAGGACGGAACUAAAGUUCCUGGCGACGCAGGCAAACAGAACGUUCUCAAGUCUGUCCCCAACCCCCACCAGCAGGACCCGUCUGCCGCGGGCGGCUUAGGCGCGACGACGCUGCACGGCGCCGCGGAUAACCCGAUCCACGACGACGAGGGCAGACCUUCCGGCGUCGGUGAGGGAAUCACGGCUACGGGUCACGACAUCCCGCAGUCGGUAACGGGGAAGCCUGGCGGCCGUGGGGGCACCCAGGGGUCGGAAGACGUCAGGGGGACCACGGGUACCUUUGCGACGUGA
Molecule: messenger RNA, 333 nt
Organism: Colletotrichum higginsianum IMI 349063
Lineage: Eukaryota; Fungi; Ascomycota; Sordariomycetes; Glomerellales; Glomerellaceae
Exons: 2
Coding region: 1-333 (110 amino acids)
Source: RefSeq, a predicted model, not a curated record